GGGAGGACGAGGGCCGAGCAGCGUGAGGAGAAAGGGCUUGACCAGCAGGAAUUCGGCGAGGGAGAGGUUUUGUGAAUGAAGCUAUGGCUACAGAUUCCCCCAGAAGACCCAGUCGCUGUACUGGUGGAGUCGUGGUUCGCCCCCAGGCUGUCACGGAGCAGUCCUACAUGGAAAGCGUUGUGACUUUUCUACAGGAUGUUGUGCCACAGGCUUACAGUGGAACACCUCUAACAGAAGAAAAGGAGAAAAUAGUCUGGGUCAGAUUUGAAAAUGCAGAUUUAAAUGACACAUCAAGAAAUCUGGAAUUUCAUGAAAUACACAGCACUGGAAAUGAGCCGCCUUUGCUGAUUAUGAUUGGCUACAGUGAUGGAAUGCAGGUCUGGAGCAUCCCUAUCAGUGGGGAAGCUCAGGAGCUCUUUUCCGUUCGACAUGGCCCAAUUCGGGCGGCCAGAAUCUUGCCUGCUCCACAGUUUGGUGCUCAAAAGUGUGACAGCUUUGCUGAAAAAAGGCCCCUCCUUGGAGUUUGUAAGAGCACUGGAUCCUCUGGUACUAGCCCACCUUACUGUUGUGUGGAUCUGUAUUCGCUUCGUACCGGGGAGAUGGUCAAGUCCAUCCAGUUUAAAACUCCUAUCUACGACCUUCAUUGUAACAAACGGAUCCUCGUUGUAGUAUUGCAGGAGAAAAUCGCUGCCUUUGAUAGCUGUACUUUCACAAAAAAAUUUUUUGUCACAAGCUGCUAUCCUUGUCCAGGGCCCAACAUGAACCCCAUUGCCCUUGGGAGCCGCUGGCUUGCUUAUGCAGAAAACAAGUUGAUUCGAUGUCAUCAGUCCCGUGGUGGAGCCUGUGGAGACAACAUUCAGUCUUACACUGCCACAGUCAUUAGUGCUGCCAAAACUCUGAAAACUGGCCUGACAAUGGUUGGGAAAGUGGUAACUCAGCUGACAGGCACGCUGCCUGCAGGUGUGACAGAAGAUGAUGUUGCCAUCCACAGUAACUCGAGGCGGAGCCCUUUGGUCCCAGGCAUCAUCACAGUAAUAGACACGGAAACAGUUGGAGAGGGCCAGGUGCUUGUGAGCGAGGAUUCUGACAGUGAUGGCAUUGUGGCUCACUUCCCAGCUCAUGAAAAACCAGUGUGCUGUAUGGCUUUCAAUACAAGUGGAAUGCUCCUAGUCACAACAGAUACCCUUGGCCACGACUUUCACGUCUUCCAAAUUCUGACUCAUCCUUGGUCCUCAUCACAAAGUGCUGUCCAUCAUCUCUAUACUCUUCACAGGGGAGAAACUGAAGCCAAAGUACAAGACAUCUGCUUCAGCCAUGACUGUCGCUGGGUUGUGGUCAGCACGCUCCGGGGGACGUCCCAUGUUUUUCCAAUCAACCCGUAUGGUGGCCAGCCUUGUGUUCGGACACAUAUGUCACCACGAGUUGUGAAUCGUAUGAGCCGUUUCCAGAAAAGUGCUGGGCUGGAGGAGAUCGAACAAGAACUGACAUCUAAGCAAGGAGGUCGCUGUAGCCCUGUUCCAGGUCUAUCGAGCAGCCCUUCCGGGUCACCUCUGCAUGGGAAACUAAACAGCCAAGACUCCUACAAUAACUUUGCCAACAACAACCCUGGCAACCCUCGUCUCUCUCCGCUCCCCAGCUUGAUGGUGUUGAUGCCUCUUGCACAAAUCAAACAGCCAAUGACAUUGGGGACCAUCACCAAACGAACAGGGCCUUAUCUGUUUGGAGCGGGGUGUUUUUCCAUAAAAGCUCCAUGCAAAGUUAAACCACCUCCGCAAAUUUCGCCCAGCAAAUCGGUGGGCGGAGAGUUUUGCGUGGCUGCAAUGUUUGGAACGUCCAGGUCGUGGGUUGCAAACAGUGCAGGUCUGAAAAGAGAAAAAGAUCAGUCCAAACAAGUUGUCGUUGAAUCUCUCUACAUUAUUAGCUGCUAUGGGACCUUGGUGGAGCACCUGAUGGAGCCACGGCCACUUAGCACUGCACCCAAGAUUAGUGAUGACACCCCACUGGAAAUGAUGACAUCACCUCGAGCCAGCUGGACUCUGGUUAGAACGCCUCAAUGGAAUGAAUUGCAGCCACCAUUUAAUGCAAACCACCCUCUGCUCCUCGCUGCAGAUGCUGUACAGUAUUACCAGUUCCUGCUUGCUGGCUUGGUUCCCCCUGGAAGCCCUGGGCCCAUUACUCGGCACGGGUCAUAUGACAGUUUGGCUUCUGACCACAGCGGACAGGAAGAUGAAGAAUGGCUUUCUCAGGUAGAGAUUGUAACGCACACUGGACCCCACAGGCGGCUGUGGAUGGGUCCACAGUUCCAGUUCAAAACCAUCCAUCCCUCAGGCCAAACCACCGUCAUCUCUUCCAGUUCAUCUGUGCUGCAGUCUCAUGGUCCAAGUGAUACUCCACAGCCCCUUCUGGAUUUUGAUACAGAUGAUCUUGAUCUCAAUAGUCUCAGGAUCCAGCCGGUCCGCUCUGACCCAGUCAGCAUGCCAGGGUCAUCCCGUCCGGUCUCUGAUCGAAGGGGAAUUUCCACCGUGAUUGAUGCUGCCUCAGGAUGUUAGAAGAUGAAAUUCAGCUUAACAGUGUGGAAAAAUUUAGCUCAGCACAAUUAAGAAACAAAUGAUUGUCCCACUUGAAGAUGAAGAAACUGUAAACAGAAGUAGAAGAAGCUGUUGGGAAAGUUUUUCCUGAUGGCACAUGGCUUCUUUGAAUAAAUCUUUGUGUCAACUGAAACCUUGCCUUUGCUUUCUCUAUUGCAAGCGCCAGGUCCUUGUUGCGACUUUAUGUCUUUCUAAGCAUUUUCAGAAGGAGUUGAUGGAAUUCUCCCUACUGUUGAUAGACCACAGCAGCACGUAUUUACAUGGGGCUUUUUGGCUAAAAGGCCCGACUUUUCUUUUUUGUACCUUUAUGACUAUAUCUUUAAUACAAGGCUGGACUAUUUAUGUAGUCUGUUGCCUGAGACUGUGGUGGCAGAGGGACAAUAUUGGGGGCAGUAUUAGAAUUUGUUUAAGUCUGAACCGGGAAUUCCAUUUGUCUUAGUGACAUUAGUGUCAAACUGUUAGUGCCACACUAUUUUAAAUUGUGUCCAAGAGCCCGAGAGGCCGAGGCUCAUAGGUGUCAUCUAUAAACUUGGAAACAAACAAAGAGCCUCUCUCCACUGAACGUGGAAGCCGAGCGAGCAAUUAAAGAGCAGCCGGGACCUUGCCCGGGCAGCUCGUCGGAACCAGAGCUCACGGGAGUCCCCUGGAUAUUGUUGGAAGCUGUCAGAGAGAAGCUAAAGCAAAUAAUCAAAGUGAAAAUAAUUGUUCCUGGGAAAAGACUUGUUUUGGAAGCUAAGUGUAGUGGAAAGAAUCGUGACUAGUAACUUUGGAAUCGUUGGUUCUAGUCUUAGCUCUGCCUGUAACCAUCUGUUUGGCCUACCACUUCAGAACUCAAGGCUUUCUUCCAUAAAAUGAGGGAUCGAAAUAAAUUAUUCCCAAACUCCCUCCCAGCUAAAAAAACCCAAUUAAGUGUGUGCUUUGGAUCACCCUUGAAGAACUUUUAAAUGUUAGGAUAUAAUUUACACAUUAACAAGCACGCACAUAUCUUAAUCAUACAGCUUGAAUUUUUAUACCCAUGUAAUCACCAUCCAGAUCAAAAUUAGAAUGUCUUUAUCAUUCCAGAAAGUUCCCUUAUGCUCCCUCCAUCCAUUACCACCUCCGACCAGAGAUUACCACUCUUUUAUCAUCACAGAUUAGUGUUGUCUCUAUUGAACUCCACGUCCAUGAAAUCAUUCUGUACCUACUCUUUUGUGUUUGGCUUCUCUUAUUCAACUUAAUGUGUCUAGACUCAUCCAGGUGUUACAUGUGUCACUAGUUCAUUUUUUUAAACAUAUUGCAGUGCAGUAUGAAUAUAACACAGUUUAUGUACCCAUUGUCCUGUUAUUUGCAGUUUUAGGCUUAUGAAUAAAGCUACUUUAAACUUUCCUGUAUGUCUUUUUUUUUAACAUAUGCACUCAUAUUUUUUGAUCAUAAAUGUAGGACUGGAAUUGUUGUCUCACAAAGUAGGCAUAUGUUUAGUUUUGUUAGGAGCUGCCAGGAAAGUAUUCCAAAAUGAUUAUACCAGUUUCACUGUUAAUAGCAAUGUGUGAAUCCUGACUGGUGUGGCUCAUUGAGUUGGGUGUUGUCUUGUGAACUGAAAGGUCGCUGGUUCAAUUCCCAGUCAGGGCACAUACCUGGGUUGCAGGACAGGUCCUGGUUGGGAGCAUGAGGCAACCAACUGACGUUUCUCUCUCACACAUCAAUAUUUCUCUCCCUCGUUCUCUCCCUCCCUUCCUCUUUCUCUAAAUAUAAAUAAAAUCUUACAAAAGCAGUGUGUGAGUCAUUCCAGUGAAUAUACACUGUGAUUUUAAUUUGCUUCUCUUCAGUGUAUACUGAUAUUGAGCUCCUUGAAUACAGGUGGGGCAAAAGGAGGUUUACAGUUGUGAGUAUACAAAACAGAGUUCAUUCUUGUAUUAUUAUUUAUUAAUUAUUUGUAUUAUUAUUAUGAACAAGUGUAAACCUAGUUUUGCCCUACCCUGUAUUCUUAGUGGUCAUUUGAAUGUCUUAUUUUGUAAUGAAUUUAUGAACUCUUUCACAAAUUUUUAUUGGGUCUGUGGCCUGUUUUGAAUUUCAGGUGUUCUUUAAAUAUUCUGGAUGCAUGUCUGUUACAUAUUUUGAAAAUAUUUCCUUUCAUUUUAUUGCCUUUUCACUUUCUUAUUGGUGUUUUUGACAAGCAGAGUCCAGUUUUUCCAUUGUUUUUCCUUUUAUGCUUUUUAUAGAAAUUUUUUCCUUUCAGUCUUGAAGCAAUGCUUGUCUCUAGUUAUUGUAUAGUUUUGGCCAUUGCAUUUAUCUCUACAAUCAUUUUCAAAUUAUUUUUUAUUAUGAUAUGAGGCAAGGAUCGAAGGUUAGUUUUUUCCAUACAGAUAUCCAGUUGCUCCAGCGCUAUCAGAAAGACAUGCCUUGCCCUGGUUGGGAGGCUCAGUAGGUUGGAGCAUUGUCCCAUGCACCAGAAAAUUGCAGGUUCAAUUCCCAAUCGGGGCACAUACCUAGGUUGUGCAUUUUAUCCCUCAUCAGGGCACAUACAGAGGCAACCAAUCAAUGUUUCUCUCUCACCUAUCCUCUCUCUCUCUGUCUGCAUGUGCGUGUGCAUGUGUCUCACAUCACUGAGAAACAUAUUCUUGGGUGAGAAUUAAAAAAAAAAAGACAUGCCUUCCCCCCAAAUGAAUUUCAGAUGCUUUUUAAAAAACCCUAUUUUUUUCUGGAUCUUCGAUUCUGUUCCAUUAAUUUAUAUUAUGUCUUUACACCAUUAUCAUACUGUUUUAGUUACUAUAGCUUUCUAGUAAGUUUUAAAAUCUAGCAGGUUAAUGUAUUGGCUGUUCUAGAUUCUUCACGUUCCCAUACACACGUAGAUGAACAUACAUGCCAGUGGUUCAUGGUGUGGCCCCUGGACCUUGGAAGUCUCCAAGACACUUUGAAGCAACCUUUGAGCAAAAAUUAUUUUUAUAAAAAUGUGAAGUCAUGAUUUGCCUUUUAAAAAUACUGUGUUGACAGUUAAUACAGAUGGCACAGAAGCAAUGGUGGAUAAACCUGAUGGAACCUUAGCAUAGUAAAAGCACUGUCACAAAACUAUGCUUGCAGUUGAUGUUACUCACAUUUGGGAAAAAAAGCUAUAAUUAAGAAUAUCUUUGAUAAAACAUCGAUCAUUACAUUUAUUAUAAAAUUUUGAAAAUUAAAACAUAAUUAAUUUUAUUAAAUUUUGCUGCUUGCAAACUUCUUUUUAAUAUUCUCUGUACCACAGUACAUGUUAGUUGUGCUAAGGAGAUGCACUUGUCUGAUGGUUGUGAGUUGACCUAGCAACCAUUUUACCUCCAAAAUAACCAACAAACAGUUUAUUUAGACUCAAGUAUUUGGCACACAGUUUCUCAAAAAUAAACAAAGUAAGCCAGCUGGUUCAAAAAAACCCUGAAACCUGACAUUUAUUACCAAUGAUAAAAGUCUAGUCUUUACUUGAAAAUUAGAAAUUUAAAAAUCACAUAUUCACAUGUAUUUACCACUGUCUGCUUAACAGGUUGCUAGUAUUUAAAGACAUUUUUGAUAAGACAGGUGGUGAUAUUAACAAGAGUGAUAUUUUUAUGUCAUAUAAGACAAAUUGACAUUUGAAAGAUCUGUAAUGUUUUCAAAAUGACCAGUUUUAUAUGACAAAACUAUGGGUAAUGCACUCAUUCCAAGGGUAAGAUGGGAAAAAGAAUAGGAAGUUAAUUCAUAGGGUUUCCGAGAUCAUUGCAACUCACUUGUUAAGUGUCAUAUUAAUGAAGGAUAUCCCCCAAAUCUGAAAAGGUUCAGAAUCUGAAUAUGCUCCAUCUUUUUCCAGUUAGAUUUUUUGGGUGAGGCCAACUUGUCUUCACGUUACCCAAACACACAUCACAGCGGAUUGAAUGCAUAAGCUGAUAUGAGAACCUACCUGUUGUCUGUUUCAACGUUUUCUACCCCAAAAGUAAAAAUGCUACUUAUUUUAAUGCAGAAAGGGUUUCUUGGUGUUUUCCAACGAGUUAAAAAUAAAUGGUUUUGAGGUUGAUAGAUACAAUGCACAUAAGUCAAAACUCUUUGUAGUUCUCAGUUUUUAAGAGUAUAAAGGGGUCCUGAUUCAAAAAAAUGUUUGAAAACCAUUGAUAUACUGAUGUGUGUAUGUGUGUGUGCAUGUGUAUCCUCAUCCACAUAUACAUUAACUAUAAAUUUAUCUCUAUAGAAAUUUAAGUGAGAUUUGAUGAUAAUUUCAUUGAAUUUGUAAUCAGAUUGGGAGAAUUAAUAUCUUAUAAUUAUUAAAUUCUUCAGUAUAUGAACCUCUUAUAGCUAUCUAUUUUUUUAGGCUUCUUUAAUUUCUCCUAAUUGUUAUGUUUCAGUGUAGAAGUCUGAAACAUAUUUCGUAUUAUUUAUUUCAAUUAUUUGAUGUUUUGAUGUUAUAGUAGAUUUUAUUUCCUCUUUCAGGUUUUUUAUAACUUACAGACUGCAGUAUUUUUUGUAUGUUGAACUUCUAUCCAGAAACCUUUCUAAGUUCAUGUAUUAAUUCUAGUAGAUUCCUUUGAAUUUUCACUAUGCAAUCAUGUUAUCAUCAUAAUAUCUGCCAAUAAAGAUGGUUUAUUUCUUUUCGGUCUUUAUACCUUUUGUUUCUUUUCCCCCUUUAUACUUGCUUAGACAUGUAGUACAAAAUGUUGACUAGAAGUGAUGAUAUCGAACAUUCUUGUCUUCAUCUGAAAAAAUAUAAGAUCUUAAAUAAUUCAUUGAAUGAGCUUAAUAGCUGUAAUUACAAGCAGAAGAAGAAAGGACCAGAGACUCCAGAACCAGUCAGAAAUGACCAAUACAGAAGCAGAACGCAGUGUAAGAAGUAUGGGAGUGAAUACGAAACUGUCCGACAUGUUUCAUUGUCACACAUGGGUGACAAGAAGGAAAGAGGAGGGCAGAAGGAAAGAAGGGCCAAGAAUUUUCCAACAUGAACUAAAGAUGUCCACUAAAAGUUUCAAGAAGCUCCCUGUCCCCAUGUAGGAUAAACACAAAGGAAACCAUACCUAGGCAUAGCACAGUCCAACUGCUGAAAUAUAAAAAUCAUAGUAAUUUUAAAAGCCUAUGUUUCUUUGUUGGCUUCAUAUUUGGGUGAGGUUUUAGAGCUUUGACAAAGUCAUGGUGAUUUUUAAGUUUCUUUGGCAGUAUGAGAUCCCCGUCUCCAGUGAUCUAGGAGAAAUCUUCAGGAUUUAUGUUUUGUUUUUUAAGUAAAAGAUACGGGAAACAAGUCUGUGUUCCCACCACUGUGCUAGGUUUUCUCAUGGCUCCUCUCAUUUUGUCAUAUUUAAUCAGGGUCUCAGGUCCAUUUCAGAAGUAUGCUAAGAGUGAGACAUAGGACUCCUAGCUCCGGAUGAUUAAAAUUACUUAAAAGUGCGUCGUGGUGACACCUCACAAAAGUCCAAACCUUUUUUUUUUUACCUUGCCUGAUCAAAUAUUCACCUCAAAACACUGUAGGCUGAAAUGAGCCAUGUGAGAGUUGAAGAGAAUCAACUAUUCAGGUGGUGAAAAUGUGUGAAUGCAGCUGACAGAUGAAGUUCCAGUACAAUGAACUCCCAGCUUGUCCUUAUGGCUUCAGGCAACAACUGACAGGCCCGGCUGGUCAUUGCCUUUCCAUUUCUGGCAUUGAUAGGAUGGAAAAUUCUUAGUGUGACAGAUACUUAAAAGCUGUCCCUGUUAUAGUGGAUACAAACAGCGCUGGAGGGUCCUUUUUGCAUAGAGAUGUAAUCAAUAUGGUCUAGAGUUCUUGACCCAGACCUAUAAUUAUCUGGACUGUUAUAAAGGUAGCUUGUUGUUACAGAAAAUGCUUAUAUUCAGAACUUAGGGACUAAGUUAUGAAUGGAAAGAAGGAAAAUAGAGGCUUUGUCCUUCUAUACUUGACAGUAUUUUGAAGGCUAACAGAAUAAUCACAGAGCAGGGUAUUCUUACAGGAUUAGAACAUUGGAUCUUUAGGAUUCGGGGUGCUGGAAGUCUACCUCUCACCUCCAAUGCUAUCCUGAUACCCGGCAAAAGUGGGGACGUUAAUGUUACGCAGCUUGUGAUUGGGAUUUUUUUGAGUACCAAAAUGGAAUUUUUUCAUUGAUUCAGAUACUUGCAUUUGAAGUGCAGCUUAAACAACACAUUUGAGUUUGGUCUUUUCCAGCUGCUAAAGUUAUGCUGAGAAAAGAAAUAGUGUAAGCAGAUAUUAAUGGCAUUCUUGGUCCAGGGGAAAGAGUGGAUUGAAGGAGACAACACUGGUAGCAAGUCUUCAGUCACUCUCUUUACCAGUGAUCAUUUAAGUACAUUUAGAUUGAGAUUAAUGUGCCACCUGAAAAUAGUAAACAUGCAGACAUAAAGGGAUUUAACAGUAGAUGUGGAUUCUGAUUCCUGUGUCAGUUUUUGGCUUAAGAUACCUCUGGAGGGCAUUGUUAUUGGAUAACCCCGUGUAGGGUGCUCUGAUAAAUAGGGAGAAAGUAGUACCUUGUGAUAAAGAGCUUUUUGAGAACAGGGGCUGUCUUUGUAUUUCCGCAUGCCUGGUACUGUGCCUGCCACAGAGGCAGAGCAGAUGAUCGGUAUUUGUUGCAUUGUUGAUUUCUCAUAAACAUAAGGCUAGAUAUACCACCAUAAAGUGAUGAAAAUGUAAUACUGCUGCAUGUUUAUAUCUCUGUUCCCUCACUUAAACCCAGAAAAAGUAGACCUCACCUAGAGUCUUUAACAGGGUUGCCCUUAGGUUCAUGGUCACGAUUCCUUUGUUCAGGCCCUUGGUAAACGGUGAUGAGUUGAAAUAUUUUGCAGAGCAUUUCAAAUGAUCUUUUAUGUUAAUUUUAAAAAGCAUUAUUAUUUUUAAGUAGUAUUUUUCUCACUUUUGAUAGCUUUUAUAUAACCAGAUAAGAAAAAUAAAGGCAUUAUGACCCUCAACUCCACUGUGCUUUGGUCUUAUUAGACUAGCAUGGAAAUUUGUGCUUUAAGGUUAUCUUCACUGUAGCCAAUUCCUGCUUUCUGGGAUCUGUCAUUAAGCCUGGCAAACUUCCAGUGAAAGGAAUGGCCUUACUUUUGUCUUUUGGUCACACCAAGCUAGCUUUCAGACUCAACAUUGUAUGAAUAUUCAGGGCUGUCUCUUAAGCCAGCCUGUCUUAGUCAUGGGCCCAGGAUGUUGGCCUACAGGAACGUGACCUAACUUCUGUUAAGCCAGAACAUUUUGUUGAGAAUCACCACCAUUUCAGUAACGUCCCUCUGCACUUGAGUGGUACAUGUGCUCUAGGCAGCCCUGGGGGACGUGGUAUCUGGAGUCUUCAACCGGUCUUAAUUUCUGUGUUCUAAGAAUAUCGGAGAGGCUGCAGUUAUUCUGUAAAUGCUCAGUGUGAAGAUGGUAGGAAAGAACAAAAGUUGCACUUGAAACUCAUUGAACUCCUCAGUUAGUGCUCCCUUCUUUAGAUGAGUUUACAGUUUUUCAUUUAAGGAACGUUUGUAUGAUUGAGAAGGGAAAAGACUCUUCUACCGUCUGUUUUUCUCCACCUAAAUAGGCUGCUCAGUGCAUCCACGGUAAUCCCAUGACAUUCUCUUAUCAAGCUGACUUUUCCAAAGUUCGAAAUUUGAUAGCUGUGUUGGCCCCAGGUCCUCGAUCAGAGUACCUAAGCCAGCGAGGCCUUAGUACCAUUUUGGGAUGGUGUCUGAAACUUUUCAUUUGCCUCGAAACCUGUUCCUAAUUUCACUCUUUAUUCCAAAUACCCCCAUUGAUUAAAUUAAUUGCUUUCCCCUCUGUUCUUCAACUUUUACUGUUGUGUUUAUCACCUCAUAUUAAAGUUAGUUGGGAACCAUUUCCCAUUGUAGACUGUGAACGCAUCUCUGUGUUCCCACGGCACCCUGAAUGGUUCCGACACGUAACAGGCACUCAAUAAAUGUUAAUGGAUUCAACAUUUCAGCAUGAAACAUUGAAACCAAACUUUCACAUUCGACUGGACAUCGGAGGGGAACUGAGUGACAAGAGAACACAAGCAAGGAGACUUUUUUAGAACACGUGCAUGUAUUAUCCACGUGAAACAUAAACAAAACUCUCUUUUUAACACCUAGCAAAUUUUUCAAAAUUUGACAGGUUACUAUGGCAAGUUAUUAUUGUUUCUUUGUUUACACAGAUGAAGAAACUGAGGAUAAGGGAUGUUAAAUAACAUAACAGUUGUCAGGUAGCUAAUGGGCAGAAGAGCAAAGAUGUGAAUCUGUGAACCCUUCAUUAUUUCCAGGAGAUUAAACAGCAGAUUGGCCAUCACAGCCUGCCGUGAUUUUGUUCUUACUGUCAGCAGGUAGCAGCAGGGCGUGUAUGUGGCGUAGGAACUACCCUUCUGUGUUCUUUCUAAUUAAUACGUGUGUCAGAGACAGCACCAGCUCUCUUGAGCGGCACCGCCACUUUAAGGGGCCACUGACCAAACCUCUUUGGGGAGGUUUUGAUGACUGAGGUUGCCUGCUUGGCUAACGGACUUGGACUCGACCCUUUAAGCCGUACUCAUUUGUUUUCAGCUAAGAAAGCCACUCUCUAUCAGGUAAUGUUUUUUCAGGCUGAAAAAGGCUUUCCAUAGAGAAUGGUGAUUGCCCAAGGUCACAUUUCUUUUCCAUCUAUUUGUGAGAAAAUGCAAACUAAAGGAAUUGUGUUUGUAAUGCCCAAUUUAUUCUAUAAUUGGGGGCUGGGAGUAGGUGGCAAAACUGGUUCUAUUCCUCUCAAAAACAUUGUUAAUUGUUUUUUCAAAAUAUGGAUUAAAGUAUAAAAGAAGCCCCCCAAAGCCCUGAUUCUAAAUGAACCGCACACCUUGGUCUUCUGUUAUGGCAUCACAUAUGAGUGUGGAUUCCCGCUGGGCCUUUGUGGGCCUUUAUACGCUACAAUGUUUAUUGCUAUAAGAACUAUGAGUUCUUUCUUUUCUUUUUAAGAAUUUAGAUUUUAUUUAUUUUUAGAGAGAGGGGAUGGGAAGGAGAAAGAGAGGGAGAGAACAUCAGUGUGUGGUUGCCUCUUUCAUUCCCCCUACUGGGGACCUGGCCUGCAACCCAGGCAUGACUGGGAAUUGAACUGGCAACCUUUUGGUUCAUAGUCCCACACUCAAUCCACUGAGCCAUACCAGGCAGGGCAGAAUCCUAGGAGUUCUUAGCUGCUUUGAAACUUGUAAGAGCUGUUCAAAUCUCAUCCAGUAGACUUGUGUUUUCAUAUGUUAAACUUUAUUUUCUUUCUUUUGUUUGUUUCUUUCUUUCUUAGUGUAGCUUUCUCAGAAAAACCUCUCCACCUCAAAUUCUGAACAAUAAUAUCUGGUUUUCAAUAAACUUAAGAAGAAGCACUCGGAUAUGAAACUAUACCUGAAAGAUAGAUGAUGUUUUUGUUUUUCUUUUCUUGUCCAUUAAUCCUUGUCCCAGGAUAUAUGGGAUCUUUAACUGGCCCACAUUAUGCCUGUUUUUCCACCUGUUCCAAAAUGGUAACUAAAUUUUGCCUUCUAUCUGGUCAAAAUACUAAUAAAUUAAAGGCUCUGGGGAGAUGCUUCUAUCAGCUCCUGCUGUUGAUAGUGGAAUUUUCACUCUAGCUUGCUUCAGCACUGUGCUUUUAAGAAUGAACACUAUGGUUUAUUUUUAACCAAUGAUUUUAAGAAUAAAGAGAAAUUACUAAAGAAUCCCAAGGACUAUAGUAUCAUUAACAUUUACAAAAAUAGCUACAUGGAAAUUAGAUGUUCUUGACUGACACAGAAGUGUUUUAAGAGUGUGGUCAUGAAAAUUAAAUUAAUAUAAUUUUGAAUCAUGCGCUUCCUUACUUAUGAAGGAAACCUGUGUCGUCUGGGAAACUUACAGAAUUAAAAGGGAGUGAAUAGGAUAUUUAAUAUCUUUACUUAUUCCUUGUGUUAUAUGCAGCCCAUACAAUUUCUCUGCUGCAUAUUGAAUUUUAUAUAAUGAAUAAUAGUGGCUGUUGGUAACAUUUGAUUGCUUAAUGUACUGUGCUAAGCAUUUCACGUGCAUCACCUUCUUUAGUCUUCACAAAAAUCCUAUGAGGUGAAGGUAUUGUUUCAAUUUACUUUUUUCAGAAAAAGAGCUAUGGCUCCGGAAAUUAUGUACAAUAUACUACUUUCCACUUUGACAGUGCCAUCAGAAUUUGUCAUGAACAUUUUUAUAUAGAUCUUUAUUGAAAUAUGUAUUUGAUCAAUGCAUUUUUAGAAUAAACAUGUUUGUAGUAGAAGCUCACUGACCUUGUGGUCAAAUGCAGAUUGAUUUCUACUUCAGUAGCUGACCAGGUGUAUAGCCUUCAGUUACUUCGUCCUUAGGAAGAGCGUUAAAACACCUUUGGCCUGUGAUGUGAAAUUUCGUAGAUAAAUAUAGCAUUCUGAUAGCUUCUGACCACAGUUCAGGCACAUAACAAAUAAAUGUUAGGUCGCUGUUACUUUAUUUUAAUAUAAUAGUAAUAGCUUUUACUAUAUCCCAGAGUUUUUUAUUUGCUCUUUAUGUAUAUCGUUUAUUCCUCAUGGCCACCCUAUGGAGAAUGGCUAUACUAUUGUCCUCAUUUAUACCUGAGGAAACCAACUUAGAAAAGUGGUGGGGCCCAGCUUGUUGGUCAGGCAGUCUAAUUCCAGACCUUGGAUAUUUUUUACCUAAUAUUUUUACCUAAUAGGGGAUUUUCUCUGAGGAUGUUUUCUAAUAGGUUAGAUUCUGAUAUUUUGGGCCGUGGUCUAACUCCCAGCAGUUUUUAUCGCACCCCUCCUUCUCUACCAUCAGUUCUUCCCUUUUUAGAUUUUGACAGUAUGACAAUUCCUGGCCCUCAGUUGAUUUCUACAGUAAGUUUGUUACGUUAGAUGUUCAGAGACCCUGUUGACUGGAAAAUCUGUGAGCCUGUACUGUUUGAUAUGUUUCUAGUAUUUUCAGGCAGCUGUCCCUGUCCUUUCGAGAAAUGGCAGCCAUCCCCUGUGGCUUACUGAGAAAUAUGUUGACUUCUUUCUAUACUGAACUGAAAUUAGCCAUUUUACUGGGUUUUUGGUGAGGACUACAGAAUGGGAAUUCAUUCCUCAAGCCUGUCUUAAAAAAAAAAGAGCCCCAAAAUAGUUCUCCCCAAAUGUGUUUGACCUUGGUCGGGUUUGUUUUUUUCAUGUAACUAGAGUUUGCUCAGCCUCCAAAAGACUAGGAGAUGGAGGCAUUUCGUUUGCCUGACGAGUGACCAUUCCCCUGAGCAUGUAGGCCUGGCUGCUGCAUCUGUCUCUGACUCUCUCUUCAUAUGUCAUCGUCUCUCUUUUGCCCUUUUCCCCCUCUGCCUCCAUUUGUCUGUCUUUUGUUUCCAUUUCUCCCUCCUAGGUUCGAGCUUUCUAUUUCAAUAAUUAUCUUUUAUAUCUGUAAGCAAAAAACUUCCAAGGAUGCUGAAUCUGUCAUUAUUUUUACAGCACUGCUUACAUGCACAGAAGAUUUCAGCAUGGCUGUAAAGUUUGUCCUUGGCAUGCAUUGGGCAGAUGGUUUUUCGCCUGGGUGAGACUUUUCACUGGGAUCAUGAAAGGGUUGGGGCCUCACUGCCUCCCCACUCUUUCUUCUUCCAGUAUGAUAUUAGUGGUUUUAGCUCUUGUUGACCCUUCUAGAAACCAAAGCUUUACAGCCUAUUAGAGCUUAGUGUGGAUUUUUUUUAUGAUAUGUUGGAGAGAAAGAAAGAAAGCUCCUCUAAAGUUACAAAUGGUUUCAUUUACCAAAAUGACUAUUUCUCUUGGAAAGUUUUAUCAUUUCUUUAAAAUUUCCAGGAGUUGGGUGGGCUUGAUAUCCUCCCUCCCACUCUACCGCCCCACCCACACUCUCACAUUGGCAGAGACCUUGAGCUUUAAGCAUAAUUCCAGGCGCCUCUGAGAUAAAUUAUCGACCAAAGAGUAACCAAGACACACUUUUCUGCUGUUAUUUUAAAGAAACUUUUCAGGUGAAAUUAAAGUAAGGACAAAAUACUACAGGCUUAUUAUUUCUAGGGAUUUUAUUUAUUUAUUUUUAGAGAGGGGAAGGGAGGGAGAAAGGGAAACAUCAAUGUGUGGUUGCCUCUUGUGUGCCCUCUACCUGAGACCUGGCCUGCAACCCAGGCACGUGAACUAGACUGGAAAUGGAACUGGAGACCCUUUGGUUUGCAGACCAGUGCUCAAUCCACUGAGCCAUACCAGCCAGGGCUACAGGCUUAUUUUUUACUUCUUCAUUUGUAAAACAUAGGACAAACACUCUGAAACAUCAGUAAUUACUAUUUCAAGCAAGCUUGGGGGAUUGAGAAUGUCUGUGCUUUUCAGAUCUGUGCUUAAUAUCGUACUUCAUCAUUUAUUGGGUCAAAUAACCAUCUCAUUGACUUAGGAUCUGUGCUGGUGCCUUGAGCUCCAAAUCAGAUAUUACACGAAACCUUGUGAGAGAUUCUCUGCAUUGCCCGGUUUCUGCUUCAUUAAAGGAGGUUAUUUAAGCAUCGUUAUUUUCCCAAGGUACCUGAAGGCUUUAAUGACAUGAAAAAUAUUUGCGCUCUCUGUAAAAAUAAUACUUAAAUAUUUUAUGUUAUGAUUUGCUGAUCGAAGUAACUUCGCCCUCCAAUGUGAACUUCUGAUGGGUACACAGGGAACCACUGUAGGAACAGAAGGAUUUCUUGGCCCAAGUAAGGAAUGUCCUUCAGUAAUGUACCCAGAUUAUAUCAUAAAUGUAGGCAUGGUUGAGAAGAGGGAAAGUUGUGCGUUAUCUUUUACCACGAGCUGUGUAUAAUUUGUACUUCAGGUACCUCCAUUGGCUUCCUCCCUGCUGUUGGCUCAGCUGUGGCUUUUAAUGGAGCUGUAGCCGCACCUCCCCUCUUUCAUCCCUCCCUUUUUAUGAGAAUAAAAAGUAAAUUGGGUGCUAUUUAAAUAUUCCCUACUUAUGUUUAUUGAAAACUACCCUGCCGCAGGGCGUAGCGCUUUGAAAAACUGCCUCACUGUAGCCCAGUGUUCCACCCACGUGGUUGCCCCCGCAAGCCUGGACUUUGUUUUCCUCGGACCUUUAAUUUCUUUCAACCAAAUGAUCACAGAAAGACUUAGGAGGAACCUCGUUUCAUUUGUGAGGUUUUUAAUAAAAGUUAAGUGGAGUGUGGCUGGAAAAGCAAACCCGUGGAAAGCCGUGGCUGUGCCCACACUAGAGGAAGCCCUACGGAACUCUCAGACUUCCUGCGUCCCGUGCUGGGGCGCAGGCCCAAACCGGGAAGGCGGGAGGAGUUCUGCGCAGGCCCACCGGGGGAAGGAGAGGGAGUGAGGGUCACGUGGUUGAAUUCAUUUGUCACUUGUGUUUUAUUUAAAAGUUUGUCCUGCUUAUAUGUAUAUGAUCUUAGUAGAAAUUUUUGAAAAUACAAAAAGGUAUAAAUAAAAUUUAAAAACUAAUUUUGUUCCACAGAUAUAAUUCUUUUAACAUUUUGAUAUGUAAUUUCUUAGUGUC
This is a messenger RNA of Artibeus jamaicensis (Jamaican fruit-eating bat), 15947 nucleotides long. RefSeq names its product BCAS3 microtubule associated cell migration factor (gene BCAS3). Gene Ontology annotation, molecular function: protein binding. NCBI's taxonomy places the organism in Eukaryota, Metazoa, Chordata, Mammalia, Chiroptera, Phyllostomidae. Gene Ontology annotation, biological process: autophagy; response to starvation. The transcript has 24 exons. Gene Ontology annotation, cellular component: cytoplasm. Bases 84 to 2549 code for a protein of 821 amino acids. The record is from RefSeq and is a predicted model, not a curated record.